Messenger RNA from Pseudogymnoascus destructans, 783 nucleotides. RefSeq lists its product as uncharacterized. Lineage: Eukaryota; Fungi; Ascomycota; Leotiomycetes; Thelebolales; Thelebolaceae. The transcript has 2 exons. Bases 31 to 783 code for a protein of 250 amino acids. Gene Ontology annotation, cellular component: DASH complex; spindle microtubule. The record is from RefSeq and is a predicted model, not a curated record. Gene Ontology annotation, biological process: attachment of spindle microtubules to kinetochore.
CCACCUCCCACCUCCCACCUCUCAACAAACAUGUCGUUCCUCUCCAACCAUCUCGAGCAAAUCUCCCUAUCCGCCCAAUCCAUAGCCUCCCUCCCAUUCCCCCCACCCAAGAUCUUCACCAAUGCGCUCCUCGCGUCCCACGACAUCACAGCCCUGAUCCGCGACACCGAGCCGCACGAGCGCGCCCUCUUCUCCGUUCCCCCGCCCCCCCCGCGUGACUCCUCCAUCUACCCCGAUCCCGCCGCCACCGCCUCGCGGCGGCGGACCGUUUUCAACGUCGCGGGCGGCGAGGUUGUCUCGAGCGCAGCCACAACGUCGCGCGCGCCGCGGCGGAAUGCAGCGGUUGCUGCUGUGCUGGGCGCGGAUUUGAACUCGGAAAUCCGGAAGAGUGAGAAUGUGCACAAGGGCGACUUGGAUGUGGAGGUGCUGCUGAGGGGCGCGGAGAAGCUGGGGGAGGUGUAUGUGAUGGAGGGGGCGAGGGAGCGGAUUGCCCAGCUACGGUCGCGCUAUGCGAGGAUACAGACGAGUUUACAGCAUUAUGAGCAGAAGGUUGUGAAACAGACGCGGGAGUUGGAGAGGAUGAAUAGGCAGGGUGAUUGGGAUGGGGAUAGCCCGGAUGAGGAUGUGGCCGGGGAGGAGGACGGAGAUGCUGAUGACGCGGUGAUUACCGACGAAUUAUUAAGGCUGGAGGAGGAGGAGAUAUUGGAAUUGGAGAGGAAGAAGAAGGAGCUGGAGGAGCGGGUGUCGGGGAUGGAGAGGGACCUUGGGGGGCUGUUGCGAUGA